Molecule: messenger RNA, 1543 nt
Organism: Nematostella vectensis (starlet sea anemone)
Lineage: Eukaryota; Metazoa; Cnidaria; Anthozoa; Actiniaria; Edwardsiidae
Product: cuticlin-6
Exons: 4
Coding region: 126-938 (270 amino acids)
Source: RefSeq, a predicted model, not a curated record
GUUGAGCCAUACUCGUAUCGAAUGAAUGAUAUAUUUAUUGUAUGUUCUGUCCGUGUCUAGCUUCCACGGCUUCGAGUGGUGUGAAGCGACUUUUCUGGAGAAACCAGUAAACUACAAGGGGAAAGAUGACAUUAUUUUAUGCCUUGAUUCUGAUUGGUGGGGUGAUGCAAUGCAGUGCGCAUGCUCUGACAGUAGAGCAGCUGGACAAACAGAUUGAGCGCAAAGUCAAUGCUCUCACACCGCCUCAGUCUAGCCAAACUAUUGCUCACAAACUCAUGUCCAACUUUCUUGGUUAUGACGACACCGACGAACCAUCGAGGCGAAUCCGACGUGGGUCGGAAAACCUCGUGCGGGCUCGACGGAAGUCGGAAAGCUAUAACGUGGUUUAUCUGAUUGACUCGUCCAACUCGCUUGGUCAGCGAAACUUCACGAUUGCACUCAACGCGCUCAAACUGUUGACUAGCAAGUCCAGGCCGGGGACGCGGUUUGCGGCGAUCACCUUUGCGGACACCGCUAGGAUCAGCUUUCCUUUCACAACAAGGAAGGAAGCGUACCGCCAGCUCAGCAAGGUCCCGUUCAUCGCAGGCACUACCAACACCCAAGAAGCUUUAAAUCUCGCACAGCGAGAACUCUUCGGCAAAAAAAACUCCGGAGCUACCCCGGGAGCCAUCGGACGGGUAUUGAUCAUUACCGAUGGAUUAUCGAAUGUGCAGAGAAACCUUACGCUGUUCAACGCUUAUAAGCUAAAGAUGGCGGGUCCGGAGAUCUACGUGGUGGCUGUUGGGCAAUACUUGUACGGCUUACAUGAGCUCGUCGGGCUGGCUUCGUCAACAGAAAAUCACCUCUUCAGGGCGCAAAGCAUGAGGGGAUUGGAAGGUGCGGUGAGGCUUAUACCUAAACCAAGCAUGUACCGAAAGUACUACAAACACAGGAACUAAAAGAUUGUUCACUGGUAAUGAAGAAGGCACAGGAAAAUAAAGCAGAGUAAUGGACGAAGUGAAGGGGCUAGAAAUGGUUAGGUAUAAAUAGGAUAAUUGGUAUUUUUUAUACUACUUGCUGUAGCCGAAAUCAACUAAACCUCAUUUUUACCAAUGUCAUCGUCGUAAUCAUCUUCAGCUUAAACAUCAUGACCAUCAUCUUGUUCCCAUCAUCAGCAUCACCAAAAUCAACAUUAACAUUAUCACAAUUUCUUUAAUUAUAACAUCACAAUUUCUUUCAUUAUAAUCAUCAGGUAUUAAUCAUAACCAGCAUCAAUAACAGCAUCAUUGUUGUCACUGAUGUGAUCGUCUUCAUAAUCAUCAACUACACGUCAUCACCAUCAUCAACAACUUUAUCACCAUCAUCAGCAUCACCAACAUCAACACAACAAUUUUAACCCCAUCAUCAGCAUCUCCAACAUCAACAACUUCAUUAACAUCGCCCUAAACAUCAUCAGCAUCGUCAACUGCAACAUCACAAUCAUCACUAGCAUUGUCGUAAACGUCAUCCCAUCUACCCAGGAUUUCAAACGUAAACAAAUAGAAAUAAAAACCAUUUAACUAGU